Klebsormidium nitens is the source of this 4925-nucleotide messenger RNA. NCBI's taxonomy places the organism in Eukaryota, Viridiplantae, Streptophyta, Klebsormidiophyceae, Klebsormidiales, Klebsormidiaceae. The record is from the annotation of a GenBank genome assembly.
CUGAUCGAGCUCCUCAGGAAGCUCUUUUUGGAGUAGCUCACAGAACGGUUAAAGUUCACGUUUUUUAGGUAGGACAGCGCACUGAUCAGGAUCCGUGCAUCUCUUCUCAGGACAGCGGCUCUGGCAGGCUGCCUUAAUUCCAUCUGCGGCACUCCUCUGAUACAAUUGCAUAUGUAUGUAACUCACCACAUUCUAUGACACACUACCAGUAGUGUACUACAAUUCACCACAACUCAUUACAUCAUUCCCUGAUCACAUGUUAGUCAUGCCACAGAGCUCAAGCCUCAGAGAGCUCGAAUCAGCUGGUGAUUGAACGUGAAAAAACGUGCGCAAAAGAUUGUGGAUGUCAAUUCUGAGAGCUGACGAGAGAUCCUAAGGUGGAGAGAGAUUGUCAGGACUGGGUUGCUUGGAGGCACCGCAACAGGUGUCCACGAAUCAUAUUGCGAGUUGACCAGCUACUUCUGCCUCUCUUCUUUUGAAGUGGUGCAGCAUUGCUAGCCAGUUGGAACAAGCACGGAGAAUGGCAGCUACAGGCCCUUUCCUGAGGCUAGCAGUCCCAGACGCCGAAGAAGGGAGGGCACCUCCAAGGGUUGCUGGCAGCUCUGACAGUCCAUUGUACAGGAAGCGCGUUACAGAGAUUGAGCAGAUUUCAAGCUCUGCUGGCAUGGACCUGCCUCAACCCUCCAGUCCACAUGGGCCAGAGAGUGACGCAGCCAUCUUUGCAGCGGUGUCGUUCCGACAGAGACUACGCAAGUACCUGGAGGUGUCACGGGCUGGUCUGUUCCUUGACCUCUUCUCGACGGGGCUGAGCAUGCUGGCAGUCCUGCUGUACAUAGUUGAGACGUAUCGAGUGGAGCCUUUCUCAGGGGACGUUGUCAACUGGUCCGCUUGGGAGUUCGUUGUCGAGUUCGUCAUCUCUAGCUUCUUCCUGCUGGAGUACCUUCUAAGGUUCUACGUCGCAGAAAACCGCCUCGUGUACGUCUUCAGCUUGGCGGGCAUUGUUGAUGUCCUGACCAUCGUUCCCACCUUCCUUGCUGCAAUUCAAAACGCGAGUACAACGCUCAACUUCCUGAGAGUGGUCCGGAUCCUGCGGAUCACUCGCGUCUUGCGAGUGCAUCGUCUGCUGAGCCGCACCGAUGCAGAGGUGCACCGCAAGGUGAUGAUGCUGGCGUAUACGGUCGUCUGCACGAUCUUUGUGACGGCGGGCCUGCUCAAUAUCGCGGAGCGGCGGCAGCAUCUAUCCUUCCUGAACGCGGUCUAUCUUACGUGCAUCUCGCUGAGCACCAUAGGCUAUGGGGACAUCCAUCCAGAGUCUGAUGCUGGCAAGGUCAUCAUCCUGGGCAUGCUCGCAGUCAUCUUUAUCGUGUUGCCGUAUCAGACGACAUCGCUCUUCAACCUGCUCUCCCUUAGUUCACUCUACGCGCGCAUCUGGUACCGUCCCCUGCGCACAGGUAGCCACGUGGUGCUCUGCGGAAACCUUACAACCAGGGGAGUUUCAGACUUCAUCACCGAGUUCUUCGACAAAGACCAUGGCUUUGGCGACCAGGACCUCGUCCUCUUGGCCCCACAGGCCCCCUCGCGGCAGCUGGAGCUGCUGAUGCGCGCGUCCGUGCACAGCCGGCACAUGCAGUACGUGGAGGGAUCCCCCAUGUUCGCCAAGGACCUGCGGCGCGCCGCCGUCGAGCGCGCGAGCGCGUGCUUCUUCCUGACCGACAAGUUCUGCCACGACGCGAGCGAGGAGGACAGCAGCAGCAUCAUGCUCGCGCUCGCUGUGCAGCAGUACCUCACGGACCACGCCAACAGCACGGGAGCGACGCACAGCGACGCACAGGUGCGGCUUUCCGUUCCGGCCUUUUCUGGUUCCGUUGCGUGCCAAUUUUGGUUCUGCCACGACGCGAGCGACGAUGACAGCAGCAGCAUCAUGCUCACGCUCGCCGUGCAGCAGUACCUCAAAGACCACGCCAACAGCACGGGAGCGACGCACAGCAGCAACAUGCUCGCGCUCGCCGUGCAGCAGUACCCCAUCGACCACACUAACAGCACGGGAGCGACCCACAGCGACGCAAGCGACGAUGACUGCAGCAGCACCAUGCUCGCGCUCGCCGUGCAGCACUCCCUCAAAGACCACUCCAACAGCACAGGAGCGACGCACAGUCCCCGGCUUAUCGUCCAGCUCCUGAAACCCGAGAACCGCGAGCACCUGAUUGCCAACAUGGCAGUGCACAGCGGGCUGGAGCCGGCGUGCCUGAACGGUCACGACGUCGUCUGUGUGAAUGAGAUCAAGCUCGCGCUGCUGGGCGCCGCUUGUCACACGCCGGGGCUGAGCACACUGAUCACCAAUCUCUGCAUGUCGACCAGGGUGUCACGCAAGAGCAGCAAGCACCGGGAGCCCUGGCAGCAGGAGUACAUGCACGGGGCCACGCAGGAGAUCUACCGGACGCCCCUAUCCGCAGGCUUCAAGGGCAUGCGCUUCGAAGAGGUCGCCGCUUUGGUCUACGAGGGCUGCGGCUGUCUUCUCAUCGGGCUGGCCGUGAUGGGCGAGAGCUUCGAAGCAGGCGACCGCGAAAUCCUGCUAAACCCCUGGGGUUUCGUGAUCGAAGACGUGCGGCGAACCCUGGGGUUUAUCGUCGCGCAGGACGUGGGCGCGUCGCUCGUCGUCGCGCACUUCGGGCUGAAAAUAAGCCCCAAGAAGAUACUCCCGGACGCGUACCUGGCUCCGCAGUUUUCCCCCGAAUGGGACGUUCAUCGGACGUACACCCGCCGAGAAGACUUUGAAGCCGACGCAGAGCGCUUUCAAGACUCUAGUCCCCGGGCUUCCGUCCGGCCUCCUAGACCGCCGGAACGGAACCCAAAGCGGCGAAGCUCCGACGGGAUCUUGCAUCGGAUCAACUCGUUUGGAAAGCUGUCUGCAGCAAAGUUGUCCGCCCUCCACCUGUUCCGCGACAAGCCCCCCCUUCCGGUCAAGACCGCCAAGCUCCCCCCCGCCGCGAUCCCGAGCGCGAUGAACCUCGCCCUCACCGCGCUGCGCACCCGUAGCUUUAUUCCGGCGACCCCCGACCUGAAACCCCCUAGCCGCAGUCGCCCCACCACGCCAAAGCCCGGGACGGCGACCCCCCGGGACGAACAGCGGCCGCCGAAAAGCGCCCUGUUUCGUUUCGGGGGGGUCCGCGCGUCCGCGGACCUGGACGACGAGGUCGGGCUGCUGGAGCGCCGCCCGUCGCAGCGGCCGUCGCGUCAGAGUGACGUCAGCGUCGCGGCAGAGGCGCCACGUGGCAGGCGGAUCAGCGGCGCGGAGUCGGAGAGGGAGUACUGGGACCGGGCGGCGCAGGAGCCCCUGGAAGCUCUCGGGGAACUGUACCACCUAGACUCGGAGGGCAACCCGUUGGAGGAGUGCCGUCUCGGCCGCGUGACAUUCGACGGCCACGUGGUGGUGUGCGGUCCAGUGGAAGGGCUGUUCCAUCUCAUCGCCCCGCUGCGCCGCAAGACGCUCGACAAGCUGCGCCCGAUCGUCAUUAUGGACGACGUGCUUCCGCUGCGCGAGCAGGCAAGCGAUGCGUUCCGUUCAUUUCCGUUCCGUUCCUGGGAGCGGCUGUCUAUCUUCCCGGGGCUGUACUUCUUCCAGGGAUCCCCCCAGAGCACGGACGACCUGAUGCGCAUGAACCUGCAAGGCGCGUCCGGCGCAGUCAUUCUGUCCAAGAGCUACGGACCCGGACGAGAGCGGCUUGAGUACAUGUUGGAUGCGGACACCAUUUUUACGUUCCAGCACUUCAAGGCGAUCAACCCGUCGCUCGAGGUGCAAUGUGAAUUGGUCAGCGCCGCAAACCUGGCUUUCCUCCUGCCGGGCCCGGCGCGCGCUGUCGCCAUCUCCGCGCACGAACCGCAAUCCGCGCCGCCUUUCGCGGCGGGACGCGUUCUCAUUGGCCAGAUGCUCGACCGGCUGCUGCCGCAGACGUUCUACAACGGCGAUCUCCAGCUCAUCCUCCAUCAGUUACUGGUGGGCGUUAAAGGUUCGUCGCCGGUCGGUAACGGCGCAUCCCAGCCCACGUUUCCGUCCAAGGGCGUCUGCAUCCGGCAGGUUCCGGUUCCGCCCGCCUUCUACGGCCGGACGUACGGAGAGCUCGUGGCGCACAUGGUCCGGACGGAGAAGCAGCUGUGUCUCGGGCUGUACCGGCAGGGAGAAGAGAACACUGGGAUGUUUCCAUAUGUCUGCACGAACCCGGUGGCGAGCACCAUCGUGGCGGGCGACGACGUCAUCUUCGUGAUCGCGCACGUCAGCGUGACGUCACCGGUGGAGGAUAUGGACCGCCGGACACCGCAAGGGGCCCCUUCCAGCUCGGUGUGGAGCCUCGUCACGGCGAGCCGGGUGUUGGCCAAGGUGACCGGGGAAUACAAACGAGGCCAAGAGUUCAGGCUGCGAAAAGUAGGCGCAAGCGAGGAUAACAUAGCCGGUCUGAAUACGAAGAAGCGACUGACGAGAGUAGGUAGCAUGCCAGAGCGGCAACUAGCGGCGGCAGCUUUAGGUAUCGCACGCAGCGGUAGUGUUGAGGAUGAUGAGGUCGGCGUCGAAGGGCCGAGCGCGGAUGUCGAGCGGAAGGAGGCCCGGCAAGCGGAGCCGGGGAACGCUGAAGUGAUGCAAAUGAUGAGAGAAAUCAUGAGCGGCGUUGAGGGGAUCAAAGAGCAGGUACUCGAGGAGAUAAACAGCUUGAAGAAAGAGAUCAGCAGCCUCAAGAAGCAGGUAACAUGGACGCGGUUCGACCAGAACACCCAAAACUCGCUUCUCUACUAACUGAAUUCGGGCCAAAGGAGAAAGAGGACGGACGAUUACAUGUUCGGGUAGCGGAGUAAUGCCGCGCAUGCUUAAUAUGUCAUGUAUGGUAGAGCUACUGAAAGGCGCAUCUUCAGAUUACUGUAUAUCGACAAGCCCG